AUGUCGCGACGAGGCCGAAUCCCUUUCACUUCAACCUUCAUCUUGUGCUUCUCCCUUGCGAUCCUGGGUCCGUCCCGUGGCUUUCUUCAAUCUGGAGAAUUAUGUCGGUCUCCCCACAAUUUGCAAAAAAGUACCUUAACUUCGCUAUGUGCAACAAUUCCCAAAUCAAAGAAAAAGCCGAGAAAAAGGCGCGUCAAGCACAAAGCGUCUCAAGGAAGUCCAUUGAAUUUGAACGAACUUUCAGAUCAUGUCUCAGAAAGCUACAUUGCUAGUCGGCAUGGAACCAUAGGAAGCAAGGCAAUGUCUAGGGGUAUUUUUGAUAGAGGGGAUGGCAUUGAUGAACAAGCAGAGUCCCUCAAACAAUUGAAUGCCCGACCUGCAUUGGUCCUCAAUGCCGACUAUCAACCAAUGACUUACUUACCGCUUAGUCUGUGGUCGUGGCAAGAAGCCGUCAAGGCUGUCUUUAAUGGCAAAGUUCAAGUUGUCGAUGUCUACCCCGAUAUCACUGUCCGAGCGGCUAGUCUUGAAAUCCCCCUUCCAAGUGUCAUUGCAUUGACCGAAUAUGUCAGACCAGCUAGCACGACACCGGCAUUUACGAGACGCAAUGUCUUUCUCAGAGACGAAUAUCGAUGCCAAUACUGUGGGGAGCAUUUCCACACUGCAGAUUUGUCAUUGGACCAUGUUGUACCAAGAUCGCAGGGAGGUGUAUUGAGUUGGGAUAACGCAGUAACAUGCUGUAAGAAGUGCAACGGUAGAAAGGGAUCCACACCAGUAUCACAGCUAUCAAAGAUUGGAAUGCGACUUCUGAAUCCGCCACGAGCUCCUACACAAAUGCAGCUUGCAGCCAAAGCUGCUAAAAUGGUUCCCAAACGUGUCCAUCCCACGUGGAAGCCCUACAUUGGACUCGCAACCACUCCAUCUUCCUUCUCGUCAUCUGAUAGUGCAUCAACUGGUGACGAGCAGUUCAUUGAUGAUCGCUACUUCGAAGAGUGA
Messenger RNA from Cylindrotheca closterium, 993 nucleotides. Lineage: Eukaryota; Bacillariophyta; Bacillariophyceae; Bacillariales; Bacillariaceae. The record is from the annotation of a GenBank genome assembly.